Papaver somniferum (opium poppy) is the source of this 815-nucleotide messenger RNA. Its product is annotated as putative RING-H2 finger protein ATL69. The record is from RefSeq and is a predicted model, not a curated record. NCBI's taxonomy places the organism in Eukaryota, Viridiplantae, Streptophyta, Magnoliopsida, Ranunculales, Papaveraceae. Gene Ontology annotation, molecular function: transferase activity. Bases 181 to 681 code for a protein of 166 amino acids. Gene Ontology annotation, biological process: protein ubiquitination. The transcript is spliced from 2 exons.
CGUUUCCCAACCUACCUCUAAACAAACCCAGUUACACUACAGUGCUAACACACUCUGUACUUAUUCCGGUUAUUCGUCCAUUAAUUUCAAUCACUCUAGCAGCUGAUACUGGAUCCUGGUCAUCUUCUCUAUCGACCAAUUUUGGCAUUUGUUUGACUCGCAUUCUGCUCCGAUCUACACAUGUCCUCACCAAAUGCAGCAGAGUCAACAAGCGGAGUAGGGCUCGGUUACGGCAUAGCAAUAACAGUUGGUAUACUAGUCCUGAUUUCAACGAUUAUGCUCGCUUCAUAUGUCUGUGUCAGGGUCAAAGCCGCGGGCGGAGGCGGUGCUGGCCAACGCCAAAUCACAACGGGAGUUUUACCGGAACCGAUGAUGUUAUUAGGCCUAGAUGGGUCCACAAUAGACUCGUAUCCAAAGUUGAUCGUAGGAGAGAGCAGAAGAUUGCCAGAACCUAACAACGGUCCAUGCCCCAUUUGUUUGACGGAUUACAAACCGAACGAUACAAUUCGAUGUAUGCCAGAUUGUAACCAUUGUUUCCACCCUGAUUGCGUUGACGAAUGGCUUCGGAUGAGUCCAACUUGUCCGCUGUGCCGUAAUUCUCCGGCUCCAUCACAAACCACCACUCCUUCCGCCACACCUCUGUCGGAGUUGGUGCCGCUUGCUCGUCAUCCGAGAUUUUAGUUAAGACUCAUGGGAGAGAGGAGUACUGGAGUAGUAUACAAAUAUGAAUGGCUUACUUAAAGUUCAGCAUCUUGUUGUUAGUGAUAGUAGUAGGUUUUGUUAUCUCUUAUAUUUUAUUUGUUUUUUCAAUGCAA